Messenger RNA from Aspergillus calidoustus, 2382 nucleotides. NCBI's taxonomy places the organism in Eukaryota, Fungi, Ascomycota, Eurotiomycetes, Eurotiales, Aspergillaceae. The record is from the annotation of a GenBank genome assembly.
CAUAGAUAAACCACGAACGCCGUCGCUCUGCUAGGAAUAAUACAACAUCGGGCAUCGCAUAUACCAUUCCUUGUUGCUUGGGCACAACCCUGCCUCAUGUCGUUCAACAUUUCAGCGUCUGACAAGCACUUUAAGAUGACUGAUGACAGCGAUUCAGACCGAUCAGUUGACUUGGAGGGCGCGCCAGUUCAACCAGCUAUUGCUCGCACGGUUUCUACCUACGACAAUCCUGGGAUCCCCAUCGAGGUCGAAUCAACGAAUAUAGCUACAACCGGGCCUAGCUGGAGGGAGAUCAUCGCUUCUUUUAGCCCAGCCUGGUUCACAGUUUGUAUGGGGACCGGAAUGACCUCUAUACUGCUUUACUUCAUUCCAUUCAAAGCGAACUGGCUCUACUACCUCUCCAUCGUACUAUUCGUGGUCAAUACCUUAUUCUUCAGCAUAAUCUCCGCUCUGACUAUACUACGGUACUGUCUAUACCCCAAAUUAUGGCGCCCCACACUCUGUGAUCCAAUGGUCGCUCCAUUCCUCGCCACCAUACCAAUCGCCUUCGCGACACUCAUCGAGAUGUGGGUAUUCAUUUGCGUUCCUUUGUGGGGAGAGUGGGCGAGUACCAUGGCUUGGGCAUUUUGGGUUGUCGACGCCGUAGGUGCAAUCAUCUUGACGGUGUAUCUCUCGUUCCUCCUCAUGUCCAAGUCCCGCAUCCGCUCCCUAGAAAUGGUCACCGCUGUACAGCUCCUCCCUAUAGCAUCCACAAUCAUCGCCUCAGGCGUCGGUGCAGAAGUCGCCGAAGUCCUCCCAUCGAGGGACCGUGCCAUCGCCACAACCAUCGCUAGCUUCGUUCUUUGGGGGAUGUCGAUGCCGCUCGCGGCGAUUGUUCUCGCCAUCUACUACCAGAGACUGGCUGUUCACAAGCUGCCUGCGCGCGAGGUUAUUGUGAGCUGUUUUUUGCCCGUUGGCCCGCUUGGAUUCGGGUCUUAUACGAUCAUGUACCUAGGAAAAGUAACCCACGCCCUCUUCGCCAACGACGCCGACCCCGCCCUCGCCAUAUCCGCAAAAUGCAUCCGGGCCGUAACGCUGAUGAUCGGGCUCAUCAUCUGGGCCUUUGGCCUGACAUGGCUCCUGUUCGCCCUCGCCUCGGUAUACUUUGCUGCGCCGUUCCCGUUCAACAUGAGCUGGUGGGGGUUCACGUUUCCGCUGGGGGUCUAUGCGGCGAGUACGAUUCUCCUUGGGAAUGAGCUUCCGUCGGCGUUUUUUCGGGUGCUAGGGACUGUCCUGGCUACGAUUGUUAUUCUGCUAUGGGUCGCUGUCUCGCUAGGCACCGUGCGAGGGAUUUGGAAGAGGACGUUACUUGUUGCUCCGGCGCCGAUCCCAAAAUGAAUGUAUCAUGGGGAUCAAGAAGAACGUCAGGCUUGUUGCCAAGCUAAAUUCCGCCAAAGACACAGCAUCCAGCCGUAACUUCACCAUCCGACUUCAGCACAAGCGUCAAGUCCAUAGUAUGAUAUCCCACCUGUCCCCCUCGAAAUGAAUGGGCGCGACUAGUCUGGGGUUAGCAGGAGAAGUGCGCGGUAUGUCACCGCGUCGUCGUCAUUCCGCGAGUCAUGAAAAGAGCAAUUUGAGUCGCCUCUAGCGGCUGGAUCAGUCAGCACUACAGUGGAUAACUAUGUCCAUGGGGAAGAUCCCCUCGGGGAUGAUUAGACCACUCACCGCAUCACCCAACCAUGUGCUACUAGCUGGAUAUAGAGUCAUUGGAUGAGUAUCUCGAAGGGGAAACCGACUGACAUGUGCCAGGCAGCCCUCAACGCAUUUGAUGUUGUGGCACAGACAUGCCGCACAGUAUAGGGAGAUAUUUCGGAGGAGUCAGGCAGCGAUAAGGAGGAGGGAAAAGAUGAUAUUUGCGAUCUAUCUGCGGAGUAUUGUUAUUCUCCAUACAACCAAUCAUACUACCUGGAAGCCUACUAGCCUCCGAAAGCACCGGGGCCCGGUGUCCUUGUUGCCGAAGCCGGGAUAUUGGCGACCCGAGAACCGGGGGUCUCUCUCGGCCAAAAUGUCUGAGGCUGCUGAGACUUGAGACCUCUUCGUGUUGUACCCAGCGCCCGCACUUUGGCUUAAUAGGUAGCAGUCGCGGAUCGAGUCGGGCAGUAAGUCCUGGGGUAUUCGUGCAAUACUAGAACUAGUUCGCCUUGAAGCACGAGCUGCCAUACAACGACGUAAUCAGAUUGAGGCCGUCUUUGGAUGUUGUAUUUCGUCGGGAAGAUAAUCUGAAUAAUACAGCUAGAAAUGUAAUUACUUGGCUGGAACUUUUAGGUCAUGUUGGUCGUCGUCACCCUCAGCUUAGUGGCCGAUGAGAUGAUGUAACCGCAUACGGUUCUGGCGGCAAUAGGA